This is a messenger RNA of Dissoconium aciculare CBS 342.82, 625 nucleotides long. RefSeq lists its product as uncharacterized. The transcript has a single exon. The coding region runs from base 158 to 583 and encodes 141 amino acids. NCBI's taxonomy places the organism in Eukaryota, Fungi, Ascomycota, Dothideomycetes, Mycosphaerellales, Dissoconiaceae. The record is from RefSeq and is a predicted model, not a curated record.
UCAGGCCAAGCCUCAUGGGUCAACAUACCGGCGCGCAAAUCGCCGAUGCGGGGUUGCAGGCCAAGGUCGUGGAUACCAUCCUCAUCAACGCCACGGCCAUUUUCGACGAAGAUUAGUUUUGGAUUUUUCUUCACUGGCUCGGUGUGCUCCUCCUCCCAUGAUGAGCACAGAAGCGAAAAUGACAAGGAGGGCCAGGUUUUCUUUUUUCCAUCUUUUUUCCGAAGAAUCUCCUAGAAGGGUGAAAUGUUUUGUACAAGGAUUUUCGUAUUUUCUUAUUCUCCUUCUUGCGAUCUCUGUCUGGCGAUGCCGUUGGAUAAAUCAGAUCUCAAAUCAGUUCUUUUCAACUCUGUUCUACCUCUCGCCCGCACGAUAUUUCGAACAAUACAAAUCUCGUGAAGCCUCCCGUCGUCGUUGUCGUGGCUUUUGCACGUUCUCUGAACACCCCUCCCUUCCCCUUCUCAGAAGCACGGCGACAAAAAUACACGGAUACGGUUUUGCUUUUCUUUGUAUCUUUCUCACGUGGAGGAGGAGGAGGAGGAGGGGGGGGGAAGAACAAAUGAAUUUUUAUAUAUUUAAUAUCUAAGAUUGAAUCAUUGUUUCCAUCAUCCGAAUUCCAAAGAACUGU